This is a messenger RNA of Musca vetustissima, 1284 nucleotides long. RefSeq names its product zinc carboxypeptidase A 1-like. Gene Ontology annotation, molecular function: zinc ion binding; metallocarboxypeptidase activity. The coding region runs from base 1 to 1284 and encodes 427 amino acids. The transcript has a single exon. NCBI's taxonomy places the organism in Eukaryota, Metazoa, Arthropoda, Insecta, Diptera, Muscidae. The record is from RefSeq and is a predicted model, not a curated record. Gene Ontology annotation, biological process: proteolysis.
AUGUCCAACAUAAAAAUCGUUGUAGCCUUCUGCCUGCUGCUGGCAGUAGCUUUGUGCUCCGGAGAACGUUCCCGUUAUGAUAACUAUCGCGUGUAUAAAGUGACCGCCAAAAAUUCCGCACAAUUGGAAGUGUUGAAACAUUUAGAAAGUGCAAGUGAUUCCAUCAUUUUCCUCAAUGAAGUACACUGGAUGGACAAACCUCUCAAAAUUGUUGUGGCACCACAUAAAGUAGCGGACUUUUUAGAAAUUCUGGGCAGUAAUGAUGUUGAAUAUCAAUUGUUGGAAGCUAAUCUACAAACUCGUUUGGAUUCGAAUUAUGAGGAAGUGGCAAAGUCCAGUACCUCAGAUCGUGCCACCUCUUAUGAUUGGACGAAGUAUUAUGGCUUAGAAGACACCUACAGAUGGUUACAACAAUUGGCCAUGACAUAUCCCAGUGUGGUGACCUUAAUCGAAGGUGGAAAAUCCUAUCAAGGGCGUUCUAUUUUGGGUGUGAAGAUUUCCAAAUCGAAAAGUGAAAAACCUGGCAUUUUUAUUGAAGCUGGUAUACAUGCACGUGAAUGGAUUGCUGGUGCCACCGCAACAUAUCUGAUCAAUCAAUUACUGACAUCGCAGGAGGAAAGUGUUAAGCAAAUCGCCGAGAACUACAAUUGGUAUAUAUUCCCACAUGUUAAUCCCGAUGGAUUUGUUUAUACCCACACGACGGAUCGUUUGUGGCGUAAGACUCGCACACCCUAUGGCAGCUGCUUUGGUGCUGAUCCCAAUCGUAAUUGGGGUUUUGAAUGGAAUGUUGUGGGAUCGAGUAAUAGCCCGUGUUCAGAUACCUAUGCUGGACCCUCUGCAUUCUCGGAAAUUGAAACUCGUUCCCUUUCGGAAUACAUUAAGAGCCUCGAGGGAAAAAUACAUUUGUACAUAUCCUUCCAUUCCUAUUCUCAAUUCCUUUUAUAUCCAUAUGGUCACACUGGCACAUUACCUGUUAAUUCGGAAGAUUUCAAGCGAGUCUAUGAUGUCAGUAUCGCCGCCAUUAAGCAACGUUAUGGUACCGUUUAUACGGGUGGUAAUAUCUACGAUGCCAUUUAUCCUGCUUCGGGUGGUAGCAUUGAUUGGGCCUACGAAAAUGUUGGUACCAAAUUGGUAUUCUGCUAUGAAUUGCGCCCCUCGGAUAGUGAUCCAUGGAUUGGUUUUGAAUUGCCAGCGAAUCAAAUUAUACCCACUGGAGAGGAGACCGUGGACUCAAUUACCGCCAUGGUGAAUGAAGUGGAAAAUUUGGGAUAUUUUAAGAAUUGA